Magnolia sinica is the source of this 1176-nucleotide messenger RNA. RefSeq lists its product as uncharacterized. Gene Ontology annotation, molecular function: nucleic acid binding. Lineage: Eukaryota; Viridiplantae; Streptophyta; Magnoliopsida; Magnoliales; Magnoliaceae. The coding region runs from base 1 to 1176 and encodes 391 amino acids. The record is from RefSeq and is a predicted model, not a curated record. The transcript is spliced from 3 exons. Gene Ontology annotation, biological process: DNA integration.
AUGAUCGAGAACAUAAAUUUACCAGUUAAUCUUAUAGUUAUGCUGAUGCAAGAAUACGAUAUUAUAUUGAGGAUGAAUUUGUUAUCUUUAUAUCGGGCAAAAAUCGAUUGUUUUAAGAAGAUGGUCAUAUUAAAUAUCGAUGGGCGAGCACCGUUACAAUUCCAUGGGACGCGAAGGAAGGGAGCACUGGUUAGUUUGUCAGCCAUCUCGAAAGUUGAAUCUCAAGGAGUAGAACAAAUUUUGAUUGUUAAUGAAUUUUCAGAAGUAUUUCAAGAUAUCCCUGGAUUACUGCCAAAGAGAGAUGUGGAUUUCAUAAUUGAUCUGAUACCUGGGACUGCACCAAUCUCCAGAUCACCAUACCGUAUGUCACCUGUUGAAUUGAGAGAAUUAAAGGAGAAGCUUCAGCAGCUCCAAGACCAAGGUUUCAUUAGGGCUAGUACGUCGUCGUGGAGUGCACCGGUGCGACGAAUAAUAGAAGCACAAAAGAAUGAUGCAUGGUUACAAGAGAAAAUAAUAGAAGAAGUGGGAAAUGAUGACUUGGAGUGGCGAGUAGGCUCUGAUGGUGGGGUCAGAUUUCAUGGGAGGUUAUGUGUUCCAAACAUAUCUGAAUUAAAGCAAGAAGUCUUAAAUGAGGUUAAAACGGAGCAUCAGAAGCUGUCGGGACUUUUACAACCGUUACAGGUCACAGAGUGGAAGUGGGAGCACAUAUCGAUGGAUUUGAUUGUCAGACUACCGAAAAUAAGCCGUCAUCAUGAUAUGAUAUGGGUGAUCGUGGAUAGACUAACAAAGUCAGCACACUUCCUUCCUAUACGUAUUUCUUCAUCCUUAAACAAGUUAAGCAAACAGUAUAUCAAGGAGAUCAUUAGGCUUCACGACAUUCUUAUGUCCAUAAUAUUUGAUCGAGACCCCAAGUUUACAUCACGUUUUUGGAAGAGUCUUCAGAAGGCAUUGGGAACGACGCUAAACUACAGCAUGACUUUUCAUCCGCAGACUGAUGGGCAAACGGAGCGGGUAAAUCAAAUCCUAGAAGACAUGCUUCGCAGCUGCAUUCUUGACUUCAAGGAAAAUUGGGACAACCACCUCUAUUUAGUAGAAUUCGCCUACAAUAUUAGUUUCCAGUCCAAUAUUGACAUGGCGCCAUUCGAAGCUUUAUAUGGAAGACCUUGCAGAUCAUAA